Alternaria alternata is the source of this 1173-nucleotide messenger RNA. RefSeq lists its product as hypothetical. The coding region runs from base 1 to 1173 and encodes 390 amino acids. Lineage: Eukaryota; Fungi; Ascomycota; Dothideomycetes; Pleosporales; Pleosporaceae. The transcript has a single exon. Gene Ontology annotation, molecular function: nucleic acid binding. The record is from RefSeq and is a predicted model, not a curated record. Gene Ontology annotation, cellular component: nucleus.
AUGUCUCAGCAAAUUUCCCCAAAGAGGCUGGAGUCUCACAUUGAAACCCAGUUGUACCAAGGUCUCACCCAGUCAGCCAUCCUUCAACACUGGAUGAAACGUCCAGGAAGUGAGAUCCCUCUUGGCAGUGCUGCAGCAGUCGCAGCACUUCAAGACGCUGUUAUUGUGUCUCUCGAUGCCGAAUGGUACGAGCAUGACGACAACUUCAUCACAGAACUCGGCGCCUCCGUUUUGGAUCCACGUUUUAUCUCACAGCCCAUUUCGUCCUCGGCGUGGGAUAUCCUCUCGAGCAUGGAAAAUCACCACGUCCGCAUCAAACCGCAUGCCCACCUUAUCAACAAAGACCUCUGCAAAGGAUACCCAGAGGCCUUCCAGUUUGGCUGGACAACUUUCGUCCACGUCGAUGAAGCAAGGGCUAUGCUUCACGACAUCUUCACCCGUCGGGACGAAUUUGGCAACCUCCGUCCAGUCAUAUUCGUAGGCCACGCCAUCGACAAUGAUUACGAGAUCAUCAAAUCUCGUUUCGGCCUCGAUCUUCAACAACUCGGCACUAUUGUCGCUACAAUCGACACGCAGGUUCUCGCUGUCGAGCACGGACUGAUCGAACCAUCCCGCAAGAUGCGCCUCUCAAACCUGCUUGCCAAAUACAACAUCGAGGAACCGUAUCUUCACAAUGCAGGCAACGACAUUGUAUGCACGAUGAUCGCUGCAUUCCUCAUGGUUUGUUCUUCCCCUGAGAACAAGCUUCUUACUAACAAGCUCUGCUACGCGGACCUCAAAACACGACUAAGAGCAGCUGGGGAAACUGCCGUAUACGAUCGCCGAUGUUACGGUUCUACAAGAUUCUGCGAGAAGUGCGAUUCACAACAUCACACGGCCUCGUUUUGUGGCGUGCGAGUCUUCAGCUGUGAGCAUUGUAUGAAGGAUCCGCUCACGAAAGAUGCGGCACUUACGCAUAGGUCUGAUAAAUGCUUGAGGAUAGUCAAAGAGGCGGCACUACUGAGGUCACAGAGUAGUACUGGUUAUAGGGCUGGUGGUUCUAAACGCUCGAGUAGUCUGCCUUCCAAUUGGAAGCCGCCAUGUGAUCACUGCAUCGCAAGUACGGAUCCAAGGCGAUAUAACGAUAAAAACGCGUACUCGCACAGUACUGGGGAGUGUUUCUGGUUACAGUAG